This is a messenger RNA of Phytophthora nicotianae INRA-310, 5764 nucleotides long. RefSeq lists its product as hypothetical. Gene Ontology annotation, cellular component: cytoplasm. The transcript has 3 exons. Lineage: Eukaryota; Oomycota; Peronosporomycetes; Peronosporales; Peronosporaceae. Gene Ontology annotation, molecular function: protein kinase binding. The coding region runs from base 68 to 1912 and encodes 614 amino acids. The record is from RefSeq and is a predicted model, not a curated record.
ACCCAUUUCAUGUCACAUCCAUCGGCUUUGCGUCGAAAAUCACGACACAUUGCAAUUGCAACUGGGGAUGGAUCGCCUUGAAGUGAGGGCACUACUUGGCAGGGGUGUCUCCGAUCGCCCCGCUCCUGCCUCUGUCGACCUGGGAAUCUACGUGGACGAUUCUCUGGGUGAGGAGACCUUUCUCAAGACGCUGGAGGAGACGCUACAGCAGCACGCGACGUCCUUAGGCCAGCAAUUCCUCGUUCUUAGCGCCGCGCAGGUAGACCGCUUGGCCUUCCGCUUGAAUGACACCCUCGUGCCUAAGCGCGACGCCGAGACGCGCGUCAUACAGGCCUGGACCAUCCAGCCGCAGCUGCAGCUUAAAGUUAAGUCUAGCGCCCACAUCCAAGUGCUUAAGCUGUCCACGAUCCUGCGGGAGGUGCAGAGACUGCGACUGCAUCAGUCACAGACCGAGGAAGCGCACACAAACCCUAUUGAGGUGGAGAUCUUCCCGUUUUUGCGAGUCAUUGAGGUGCUCAACACAGAGACCAGGGGCCUGCAGAACGUUCACUACUUUGCAAACCAGUUGAAGGAGCUGCAUAUUGAACAUACUGAGGUGGCGACGCUGAGGCAGUUGCUGGCACCGAAGAAGGAGGAACAGAAGCCGUGGAGGAAACUGCAGAAGCUGCAGAUGAACUGCUGUGAGUUGUACGUGCUGGAUGAGUCGGUGAACCUGCUGAAAGCCGCGAAGACGCUGGAUUUGGGCUGGAACAAGAUCGAGAAGGUGGAGACUAAUCUGACCACGAGGUCGCUUCAAGUACUGAAUUUGUGUCACAACCAGCUACAUCACGUACCACCGAUUCAGUCGCUACGGUCUUUGAGAGAGCUGGAUCUCGCAGUCAAUCGGAUAUCGUCGCUGAAGGGACUGGAGACGCUUACAGCGCUGGAGCGACUGGAUGUCUCGCACAAUUUGAUUGACGAUUUCACGGAAGUGGAGCUGCUGACGAGUUUACCGCGGCUCACCUACGUUAAAAUGGAGUUCAACCCGAUUGCACGGCGGCCAGACUACCGACGAGAAGUGUUGUUCUACUUGGGGGAGCCAAUAGAAUUGGACGGGAAGCGCUGGAGUGACGCGGAGGUGAGCAGCAUGAAAAACCGUCGUAUGCUGAUGAUGCUGGAUGACGUGAAAGAGCGUAAUGGCAUGGAAAGCAGCAUCUGGGGGCAGUCGAUGGGUACUCCUGUGUACCCCAGAGUUCGUGUCCAGAGUGGCAUUGCCAUGAUGAGCCCCAAGCUUGUGUUGGGAUACCCGCCAUUGCCUCAAGCUCACUCUGUUCCUGCUCAUUUUGUCGAAAUACAAAAUCCACCGUCCACACUACCGACCAAGUGCAAUAAUGUGGAUAAUACUGGUGGAAACAGCACAGAGAGCGGAGGAAAUGCAGCAAAGACAUCAGUGAACAACCAAGGCUCGCAGAGUACGAGGCCGCCAAUUCUAACAGUAGACGACUACUUUAGAACGCAGCGGGAUGUUAUUGUCACGAAGGAAAGGAGGCAAAGUGACGACCAACUUACAACCAGUGAGGAGGAGGACAGUGAUGACUCCAACACGGGAUCGACUCGAAAACGCAGUCGCAAAUAUACGGCAAGUGACUUUAUGCGCGACUUCGAGGAGGAAGAGCUGCUUGCACGGGAAGGAAAUGAUGUUGACAAUCUGGACGCCCUUGUCGCUCGCUCCACCUCUCAAACGCAGAUAUCCAGCCCUCAGAAACCUGGACGAAGCAUCAGCAUUCGAGUACUGUUGAGUGCAAAAGAGGCUGCUGAGCUUGAUCUCCACUUCGGGAUCGAUGGUGUCCCAGCAAACGUAGAAAUUAAGGUAUGUGGUUUCUCAAGAGGCAUCAUCAUACUUUAUUGCUACUCUGAGCAUGCUAUCGUGUAAUAUCUGCAGUCUCGAGAAUUGAUCGAACGAUUUACUGUCAGUGACGACAAGGAUCCGAUAAUCAUUACCCGAUAUCUUCGGGAUGUCGUCGCUGUUGGCGCUUCAAUGCACUCUAGCCGUGCCAAAAUUAUUACCAUGAAGUUGCGAGCUCGAGGGUCAUCCAGUGUGGCUGAUGCUGCCUACCAAUUCGACACAGUUACAUCGCUGGAGACGCUGUUGACGCCACUGGUUGCUCGUUUAUACCAGCAGUACAAGGGCCACAUCACAAUUUGCAACUGUGCAAACUGUGGAGCUCUUUCACUACUCACUCCCAAAUACCCGGCUCGGACAGAAGCUAACGAUGCGUUGGUGGUAUACUCGUGCUUACUAUGCUCAAGCUGCAACGUGCGAGAGACUUCGUUCAAGAAGCUGGUUAGGCUUUGUGCUAACGAAGGGGUCACCAUUCCAAGCAGCAUCCCACUGGCACCGCCACCGUGGGAGACGAUCACUGAAGGAUUUUACAUCGAGGAACCAGUCGCUACCGAUCCAAGUUCCAUGCGUGAAUGUGUCAUGGUAUCGUGCAACGGUAUUCGCGAAGUUGCAGUGCCUACCAGUGAGUUGGGAAGAAAUGAUGAAGCGCACAGCGAUGAGUUGAAUGAUGCCAUUGUGCACGCUAUGACUACGACCAUGCGGUGAAAGGUAGGGGCCCGAGAAAUGUUUUAAUGUAAGAUGCUUUCCAACUUACUUACUCUAAUCUAUGCGACUUGAUCGACUCCUGAUUUGAAAACGGUGCAAGCAGUAGAAGCAGCAGAGACUCUGUGACCAGCAACACUACUCCGUCGAAGAUGAACUUGGGGGCGAAGAUGGCCCAAACCAUCAGAUGCCUUCGCUGUAGCGCGACAAAUAGUGUUGACACUAAUGCGUUAAGCGAGAAAUAGGCCGGGAAUGCGAGAAGCGUAUUGACUCCACUCGACUGGGGUUGGUGCUGCCUCCAGUUUAGCCAAGGCAGCGCCAGUACAGCCAACGCGAAGCAACCGAAAGUAUUGAGACCAAGCAAAGCUCCCGCGAUGUAGAAAUUGAAGGUGUCGAACCCCACAAAGCCCGCUGCGUUCUGCAAACUCGUGAAUGUGUUGGCGUGUCCACUUGUGAAGAACGCUUGGUAGGAACAUGAUGCCCAGAGCAACACCCAGGGCGUGAUGUCUCCGAAUGUUGUCGGAGAAGCGGAUCGGCAACACGUGACAAUAAACGAGAAGCUCAGACAUUGUGCCACGAGACACAGCACUGACAGCGGUGAUGUAGGCCCAAGCACUAACAUAAACGCUGGAACGAGCUGCCAGAGCAAGAGAAGAUGUUCAUGCCUUGAGAGUUCGUUGCCACUUUGGUACUUUGGUUGUCGAAGUACGCGCACCAGAAGACAAACCAGCGUUCCCAGGAAGAUCAAGUAAACGAUGCGCGGUAGCCACAUCCUCCAGAAGGACACUUGUAUGGGCGAAGCAGCCCAAAAGAUCGCGCACACCAAAUAGCUCGCCGUCGACGAUACGAGGAUUAGUCGGCUCAUCAGGGACAGCUUGUGUCCGGUGUACUUGACCGUUUGAACGGAAGAUCCAACAGCGAGUACUGCUAUCGCAGUCAACGGAGCAAAAGUUCUUCCCAACGUCGCAGUCGCCUUGAUAAUAUUGGGUGGUUCCAGUGCGCUGCUCAGUCGUGUUGCAAAAAUGAAAGCUAGCGCAGCACCCGUGGCAGCACUUCGGUGAUCAGUUAAGCGCUGCGCACAUGUGAGCAAGAAGAACCCAGUCGUCGCCGACAGGAAUUGCAUAACGUUGCCCUCGGCUACGAUGUAGCUGUUGGAGAGCAGAGCUAACGCAUGAAGUAUCACAAUAAGAGCAGCUACCACCCCCGCCGCUGAAACAGAAGAAAACAGUGUUCUUCCACUUGUUGCUGGACUGCGAAUACUCCUGGUAGCUCUGAUUUGUCUUCGAGCCAAAAGGUACCAAGUCAUGUCAAUCAGACCGGCACAAGAAGCUGCUACCAGUCCUCGCGAAAGUGGAGCUGCGGGGAGGAGUGGUAGAUUUAUACCUGCUGGACAAAAGAAGAGCAAGCCUCCGACAAGCACGACAACGCUUAGCGGAGGGCUCCAUGAGUUGCCUUCACCUGAAGCACUUACAAGUCUAGUGGAUGUAGCGCCGAUAAAGAACGACCACGCGAGAAGCACCAUCCCCCAGCCCAUGCUGCACAAGUCAAAUUGUGUCCAAAUGGAGCGUCCCAAUGACAACGCUUCGCGCAGAUAAUGGUGCUGUUGCUUAGCCAAGUCUUCGUGGAGUCGCAACAACAGCGGAAGGUCUGCCUUCGAGAAUGUGUCACCUUCUUGUACCUGUUCAAGUUGGUCUUCAAUACGCUUGAUAUCCACAAAGAUUCGCUCGAGCUGAUCGUACGCUCGCUCAGGCAGCUUGGAAGCGGACGAGUAUCUGAAAAGAUAACGCCGCACCUGAUCAAGGUUUAGUCGUAGAGCCCGAUUCAGCGACUGGAACGCGGAUAACGCGCUGCUUCCGCCCCUCUCAGUUGAUGUUGGAGGUACGAAAAACAGCGACGGAAUCACACUCCCCAGGUUACCAAACGGAAUAGGUAAACCGCUUAGCAGCGCUAGUGUGGGAACUAAGUCCACUUGCGGCACUUCUCGUGAACUGUCAAGUAUUCUCUCAGCAUAUUUCUUCAUCUCCUUUGCGUCUUCGCUAUCAUCUUCCCUUCCAGUAGCAACAAGUGCUGCCUUGCUGUAUAGGAACAACGCGGCACCAGUCUCCUCAUCACUAGCGCCACCAUGGUUACCGUCAGCCGACAUGCCGUGGUCUCCCAGCACAGCCAACAGCACGUCAUCCCCAUCAGGCAUUUCUUUCAGCGUCUGCAACAACUUCUUUAAAACACCAUUCAUCUCAUCCAGUUUUUCAGCCAUAAAGACAGAGCUGGGUCCAUGUGUAUGUCCGACAUGAUCGACUCCUAAGAAGUGCGCGAUCAACAAGUCCCAGUCCGGCUUCUGCAGCUCAGGAAAUAGGUGCUUCGUCACUCCACGAUCCACCGAGUGCAAAUCCUUGACAUUGAACGAGUCGAAAGCAAAUUUCCUCGUGAACUCCCGAGCGUACAGCGAGUCCCACGUGUCAUCUCCCAUGAACACCACGCCGCGUUGCUGAGCACGCAGUUGACGCAGCAAAUUGUCCUCCACAAUCUGACUGCUAGCUGCCAUAUUGUCCUUAAUAUCCAAGAAAGUCGGCAGCGAUCCAGUAGUUAAGCCCUUUAAUCGUUGCAUGGUCAUCGUGGGUGGGUCGGCCACAAACUUCAGCAGCAACGCAUGCUCCGGUUCACUGAUCAAAGUUUCAUUAAGAAUCGGUAGUCGAUCGCUAUAAAACGACGACUGUUGAGCGCUUGAACCGGUGGCUGCAAAGUCGAAUCGCAGCGCGUCAAUCACCACGAAAACAACGCGGCGGAAGCGUCGAGGCAUCCAGCAACCUUCGGACGCACCGUCGUCGGAGCUGGGAAGGUCUUCUUCAUGACCGCCACGGAGGUGCGUUGGCACAGCGUUGAUAUCUGAUGGAGACGCUUGGCAACUGCUGAGAUCCGACACUUCGAAGCGGGUGAGAAAGAAGCCUGUAGUGAACAAAUAGAGCGCAGCAGCAUGCAGCACAAGCAGCGCCGCGAGCACGCGAUGCCCCAUGAUGUGAGAAGAUCGAAUUGAGAAGCCAAGUUUUGUCCAAUCGCAAUGGCACUGAUGUAUCUAAAGUGAAGUCACAAUUGCUAGACGAGUAUGAGUAUGAAGCACUUUCAAUCAGAACAAAUCAACUUGUUUUCCAUGUGAAUAUGAAUAUAUGCAAUCAUGUAGUUGGG